Molecule: messenger RNA, 1779 nt
Organism: Etheostoma cragini (Arkansas darter)
Lineage: Eukaryota; Metazoa; Chordata; Actinopteri; Perciformes; Percidae
Gene: zfyve21
Product: zinc finger, FYVE domain containing 21
Exons: 8
Coding region: 92-826 (244 amino acids)
Molecular function (GO): metal ion binding
Source: RefSeq, a predicted model, not a curated record
UGUCAAUCAUUCCUGAGGGGCGUAUCCAAACAGGAGUUUGUGGCUGAGGGAGUCUACUGUACCGAGAGGACAAAAAUCUGCUAACAGGACAAUGUCUGCAGUGCCUGAUGGGAAGAAACUCGUCCGGAGCCCCAGCGGUCUUCGCAUGGUGCCGGAAAACGGCGCCUUUAACAGCCCCUUCUCCCUGGAUGAACCUCAGUGGGUCCCGGAUAAAGAGUGCCCGAGAUGUAUGCAGUGUGACACCAAGUUCGACUUCAUCAGAAGAAAGCACCACUGCCGGCGCUGCGGCCGCUGUUUCUGUGACAAGUGCUGCAGUAAGAAGGUCCCGCUGCCCCGCAUGUGUUUCGUGGAUCCGGUGCGGCAGUGCGCCGAGUGCGGCCUGGCCUCCCAGAAAGAGAUGGAGUUCUACGACAAGCAGCUCCGAGUGCUUCUGGGAGGUGGCACCUUCGUCGUCACUUUGGGAACGUCGGAGAAGUCUGAAACCAUGACGUGUCGCCUCUCCAACAACCACAGGUAUAUGUUCCUGGACGGCGAGAGUCACUUCGAGGUGGAGUUGUCUCGGAUCUCCAGCAUGCAGAUUUUGACAGACGGGUCGAGUCCAGGAGAGAAUGACAUUCACACUUACACCAGUCUAAUGGACAGUCAGUAUAUCUCUGAAGGAGGGAUGUCGCGGGCCAGCGGCAUGCUGCUCCACUACAAGCCAAUGGGCUGCCAGGACGGCCAGCAGCUACGCAUGGAGGCAGCAGACGACAAGAAGGCGGCCUCCUUAUGGUUGGCUGCGAUGCACAAGGCGGCCAAACUGCUGUAUGAAGCUCGGGACCAGUGACGUGCCAGCGGCCUGCAGUCCUGAACCUCCAGGCAGCACACACCCAAGUGUUUUGGUACCCGGUGUCACCGGGGUUUGGUAUCGUUUGGAUUUUAAUUAACGCCAGUUCAGAUUCUGCUUUUCCGUCUGAGUCCUCAUCGGUUCUUGGUACCAGUUCUUAUCAUGGUAAUUUCUAUAAAAAGAGAACUCUUUAUUACCUCUAUAACCAGUACAUCAUGUUAACCGCAAAUAGGCUGCUUGUUCUUCUCGUUUUCUCUUUGCAUUCUCAACCUUUCUGAGUUGUUUAAUCCUCUUUGAUUUAAUACAUAAAUCAGGGCGAGCAGCAUUAAUGCUUCUGCAGAAAUAUGGAACAAACGCAGGAAAAGAAGCUUCCCGAAACAAGCUAGGAUCUGUUGGUUUUGGGAGGCUUCUGCUUUUAUUUCCUGUUCUUCUUCUCAGAGUGGAAGAGCUGGACGAUGUUUUUGUCUUUGCUACUUACAGUGGGACCUUACCUUUUUAUAAAAUAUACAUACAUAAUAUAAUCAUUUUGUACAACUUCAGAGAUGCAGUAAAACGGUCGUUUCAUAACUUUAUAUGCUGCAUUUAGAUGUUUUUUCUUUGUGUCAUCUGGGAUUUAAUUUCCCGGAAGCAGUAAUGAGACACUUUACAGAUCCCUGUAGGGAUAGUUCUAAUUUUAAUUAAAAUACAGCUGACACGGAGGUCAGCUACACAGCGCCAAGUAGGGACUGAAUGUCUUUGCUCGAGGGACCUUCAGCAGGAUUUCGACUAAGAUCUUCCAGAUAAAGUCGUGUCUUGGGCAGAUUAAAGGACAGCGCCGCCUUUAAAUCCCUUUAACGCAGAUAGAAAAGCAGCCUUGUGUGAUGGGUUUUGCAAUUAUUGCAUUGCAGUUGUUGGUAACUCCAUCGACAACAAAGAAGUUUGUUGCAGAUGUGAAAGGCCUUCUGGGAAAUGUA